Acanthamoeba castellanii str. Neff is the source of this 1122-nucleotide messenger RNA. RefSeq lists its product as uncharacterized. The transcript is spliced from 4 exons. The record is from RefSeq and is a predicted model, not a curated record. The annotation marks the transcript as partial. NCBI's taxonomy places the organism in Eukaryota, Discosea, Longamoebia, Acanthamoebidae.
UGGCCCGGUUCGACUACCUGGUGGGCUCGGUCGAGCCCCGACGUCGGGGACCUCCUCAUCGAGCUCUUCACGCCGCGGCUCAAGGAGGACACCGACUCGGAGCAGCUGCGGCUCGUCAUGGCCGAGACACGCGACGACGAUGAUGAUGAAGAGGACGAUGACGAUGACGAUGAUGAAGAGAAGGCGACGAAGAAGAAGCCGAUGACGAAGAAGAAGACGAAGAAGUCGCGGAUCAUGGGAGCAGGGAGCGCGGCGGCGGACAAGGACGGGCCGUCAGCGAAGCCGAUGGGCCUGAGCCUGGGCAAGAUUUUCGGGUGGAAUGACAAGAAUGAAAAGAGUUCGGCCUCGGCGGCGGCGACGACGACAGCCGAGAACGGCGGCAAGCCCAAGCGUAAGGUCAUGGCCCUCUUACCCUCAUGCUACUGCCCUCUCAAGAAUGCGGACAAGUACGAGACGUUCUUCCCGACGUUCUACCUGGAGGUGUACCAGGCGGCGGAGGAGCUGCAGAAGGAGCUGACGAUGACGGCCGACACCUACAAGGCCGCGCUCAAGCUCUUUGCGCGCCUCAAGGCCACCACGCAGACAGCCCGGCAGGAGCGCAUCGUGUCCAACAUGAAGAUCGCCUUCGUCGAGUUCAUCCAGGACAAGCAGCCCGAGAUCAACUGGCUCAAAAUCAAAUUGCAAAGCAUGUUUGUGUGCCAGGCGAGUUAUCUGUUCCUGGUGCUGUGCCAGCUGCUGUGGGAGAUCCGCAAGCGGCAGUCGCUGUGGCUCAAGCUCGGCAAGUACUGCCUGGCCACCAUCCAGGUCAUGCAGAGCGAGCUCUCCUCCCUCAUCAUCAGCUUCCACAAGGACUGGGUCGAACACAAGCAACGCAUCGAGGAAAUUAUAACGGAGUACAACAAGCUGAAGGCGGAGAAGAACAAGGCGCUCACGAGCGGGUCGCCGGCACAGAACACGGGCCUCGGGGACGAGGACCUGCUGCUCAACUGCGAGCGGAUCGUGCGCGAGUGCGUGAAGCAGGUCGAGUUCAACCUGGGCGAGAUCGGCCUGCGCGCAACCAAGGAGGCCCUCGUCGAGCUCGUCGCCAACCUCGUCCUCGAACGCGCCAAGUGCCACUUGUGA